UUUAAUUGUUGUACGGUUGCAUUUAAUUUAAUGUACAUGUCUCUUGUCUGUCCCAACCCUCUUUGUGUGAUCCUCGUGUUUUUCUCACCCCAGGUGUGUUACACUUGCCGUCUCUUACCCUUUCCCCUGUUUGCAUCUUUAUUCUCUGCUUAGUUCAGCACGUAUAGAUGCUAUUGUUAUAGUCACCGUUGCAGAGCAAAUAAAAAAGCAACACACUGAAAUUUAAUUUGCUUAUCUCGUCCUUCUUUAUUGCAUCUGUGCGCACCAACCCCGCAAUAUGCUUUUAUUAAAGACAGUUAUUUUAUUUUAUUUUUUAACCUCGUGACUUUAUUCUCCCUCUGUCAUUUUCUCCGUGAUUUUGAGCGCAUUCACCGUGGCUGCUCCGUGAUUUAUGUCCAAAUUUUCCGUGACAAACUCCAAGCCCUAUUGAUAGCCCAGCCUACUAAACUAUACAGAGAACACACAAACUAGGAAGUGUGAUAGUUGUCCACAAUGCUCAGUAAUGAACACAUUCGGGGGCAACAGAGUUAUCGAAACAGUUUAUUUAUUUAUCUUCUGAAAAAUAAUUAAGAAAAAGUAGCGGCUGAAGUAGCGGUAGCGGCAACUACAUUUUGCAGGAAAGAAAUAGCUCGCUACUGUAAAAUAAAAAUAACUCGCUACAGCAAAGCUACACAAAAAAGUAGCUCGCUACUCCCCAACACUGAAUAGAAGGGAGUAAAGCCUAACCCUGAUUUCAGCUACAGCGUGAACAUGCUUUUUUGACUUUCCAGUUAGUUUGCAUUCUCCAAAGAAAGCUUUAGCUGAUGUGUCUCCUUCUUCUUAUGUGCAGUAUUAUACCCAACCCAGAUCAUGACAUUGCCAACCCCGGGUAUAUUUUGGGGCGGAGCGGGGUUGCAUUCCCCAAAGGAAGGAAUCGACCAAGAGCGUCCUCUCUGUGCGCGUUUGUUUGUGCCUGUUCAGAACAGAGCAGCGGACUCAGAGAGAGCGGAUUGACAGGCGGAAGAGCUGGUUUGUUUUCAUCCUGACAGUCAAGCAGCCCGGCGGUUUCAGGUUGUUAUCGCUUUAUUUAAACCGAUGAAACCCCGUGUGUUUUAAAGAUCAGAACUAUGCCGGUCGCUUGGUGAUUACGCUGCUGCUGCCUGUAAGACCACCCUGCCGCAGAGCCAUGGCCUGUGUGGAUCAGUCCAAGGUGGACGGUGCCACGGCCACGCCGCACCAGACCCAUUAUUCCUCAGACAAGUACGCGCGGCGCAUCCUGGCCCAGAUGAACAGGAUGAGGAUCCUGAAGGACUUCUGUGACGUCCAGCUGCUGGUCGGGGGGCGGCAGUUCAGCGUCCACCGGCUUGUCCUGGCUGCCAGCAGCCCCUAUUUCACAGCACUGUUCACCGGGGGCAUGAGAGAAGCGGACAAAGACAUCGUUCAGAUUUUAGGAGUGGAAGCUGACGUCUUCGAAAUGCUUCUGGAAUUUAUAUAUAGCGGCGUGAUUAACGUGACCGUGGACAACGUGCAGGAGCUGAUCAUCACGGCAGACAUGCUGCAGCUCAGCGAAGUGGUCAAGAUCUGUUGUGAGUUUCUCAAAGUGCAGAUGGACCCUUCCAACUGCGUAGGAAUCUACCAGUUCCUGGAACAGAUCGCCUGCCUUGACAUGAUGGCAUUCACUGAGAACUAUAUUCAUGUGCAUUUCCUAGAGGUGUGCGCUGGGGAGGAGUUUCCCGGUCUGGCGAAGGCUCAGCUGGUAAAGUUCCUGCGGAGCGAGGAGCUGCGUAUUGAGGACGAGUACCAGGUGUUCAUCGCAGCCAUGAACUGGGUCCUGAAAGACGUGGCCAGGAGAAAGAAGCAUGUGGUGGAGGUGCUGGAUCCCAUCCGCUUCCCUCUGCUCUCCCCACAGCGGCUCUUCAAAUACAUCGAGGGUAUUUCAGAUUUCAGUCUGAGGGUGGCGCUACAGACCCUCCUGAAAGAAUACACAGAAGUCAGCAAGUCACCUAAAGAGAACAAGAUGUUCAGCGUACUUCAGCCAGCCAAGAUCAGGCCCCGAAGAAAGGCAAGAAAAUAUCUUUACGCCAUAGGAGGGUACACUCGUCUGCAAGGGGGGCGCUGGAGUGACAGCAGGGCACUGAGCUGCGUGGAGCGCUUCGAUUCCUUCAGCCAGUACUGGACCACAGUGUCCUCUCUGCACCAGGCCCGCAGCGGGCUCGGGGUGGCAGUGCUGGAGGGCAUGAUAUACGUCAUUGGAGGGGAGAAAGAUUCAAUGAUCUUCGACUGCGCAGAGCGUUACGACCCUGUGACUAAGCAGUGGGCUGCGGUGGCAUCGCUGAACUUCCCGCGAUGUGGAGUGGCCGUGUGUUCCUGCCAUGGAGCUCUGUAUGCCUUGGGGGGGUGGAUUGGAUCAGAGAUCGGGAAAACCAUGGAGAGGUACGACCCCACGGACAACAAGUGGGAAAUCGUGGGAAGCAUGGCCGUGCCCCGCUACUACUUCGGCUGCUGUGAAUUACAGGGUUUCAUCUAUGUGAUUGGUGGCAUUAGCGACGAGGGGAUUGAGCUGUGCUCCGCCGAGGUGUAUGACCCGGUCUCUAAGAGAUGGCGUGCGCUGCCAGUGAUGUCAAAGAGGAGAGCGUACGUGGGGGUGGCCAGUCUCAACGACUGCGUCUACGCUGUUGGCGGCUGGAAUGAGGCUCUGGGCUCCCUUGAAACAGUAGAAAAGUACUCACCGGAGGAGGAGAAGUGGAUCGAGGUGGCUCCGAUGGGCGUGGCCAGGGCUGGACUCUCAGUCACAGCAGUGAACGGGCUCUUGUAUGCGGUGGGGGGGCGUGCAUCCAGCCGCGAUUUCUCAGCGCCGGUCACCGUGGACUCUGUGGAAAUCUACGACCCCCACCUGGACACCUGGACGGAGAUCGGGAACAUGAUAACCAGCCGCUGUGACGGGGGGGUGGCUGUGCUCUGACCUGAGAGGAACUGAUAACCAUGAAAUCACACUCAGACAGAACCCAGGGCUAAUCAGAGGAGUCUGAUACCGGUCCUGGUGCCAACCAAUGCAGUCCUCUCUGUAGUAUCAGAGAGAGUGAUACAAUGGACUCCUAAAGCACUCCUCAAGAGCCUAGGUCCUUGUUGGGUCAAAUCCUGGCCUGUUUUACAGUGGAUGAUGUUGCAUUGUAUAAUUCUUACUUGUGUGAGCUUUGUGGUCCAUGCCUGAAAGACAUACAAUCCCAGAUCGUCUUUUUAAUGGACCCAAGGUGGGACGGGCUGGACCAUAGAUUAUCCAAUGACUGCUGAGAGAGUUCAAGUGCAUUGGAGUGAGGUUAAGUGCCAAUACACUGUACAAUGGAACUGAUCUACUGUGAGAAUUGAGACGAUUGAGCCACAUGGGCUGGUCCAUUUCACAAACACAGCAAAGGAAAAGAAAGAGGCUAGCAUUGGUCACAACUUGUUCAAAAGGUUGUAAUGUAAUUUACUACUAAGAAUGCACAGAAGUGUGCUGAUUGACAGCGAACUGAAAACAAUAGACCAUAAAACUUAGUGGGUAGAUUCAGCUGAAACAUACAGCGGCACUUACUUAAUUUCUGGUGCCAUUCUAUUAAAGUUCCAGAUAUAAAAGGGCACCCGACACACCCCCCCUUGCACCAGCAAAAACAUCACAAACUGUACAAUCCAUUAGCUCUUAGUAUAAAAUAAAACAUGUGUAUAUAGUGUGGCACUGGAGUUUGCUUAAUGCUGCUGUAUAACAGGGAACUGAUGUGGGUGCUGUGCUUUUCAGUUACGCAGAUGCAUUUGCUAAGAAAGAGAAGAUGUAGAAUAUAACCAAAUAACAGGGUUUGUGAAUACAGCUCAUAAAGUGUUUACACGAGGGAAGGGUGAUAAAAUGCAUUCCUGGUUAGUCAGACAUUCACAGUGGUUAGAUGUGCAGAGUUUCUAUAAAUAACUAAAGUCACUGUGCAUGGUACAGGAUGUCUAUACAUCACGUUCAAGCAGUGUCCCAUGGGUCACACUGUUGCGCAUUCGUGCCAUCUAUUCCUAAUGUGAGCUCCAGCAGCUUGGUCUUGUGCAACCACCAGCAGUUACAGUAGAAAAGGUCAUUUCUGUAUCUGAGGCAGCUGCAACGGGGCAACAAUGCUGUUCAUUCACAAAAUCUUUAAGGAGUGUUUUCAUGACUGCUCUGCAAAGGACUCUUUUUAUUGAAAUAAAAAAAAAACCACAGCCUAAAAUGUUAUUUUGUGAAUAGGCCCAUAUAUUAUGUAAGGAAAAGAAACACUAGGCUGGCCCUCCAUUGAGCUGAGCCAGUAGCUGCAUGCCUUUGUGUAGCAAUGUCAGCCGGCACACUUAGGCACACUGAACCCUACCAUUGUAGUUUAUGGCAUGGAAAUUAUUGACCUUUACUUAUAAAAAAAAGUAUUUCCUUAUUGACUCCCAUCUUUUCACUAAAGGUCCAUGCUUGCUUUAUGAAUACACUUUAUUUAGGUUAUAAGUAGGGGUUUAAAUCAAUUUGAGAAUUCUCACAAUUUAGCUUUACUCGAUUAAAUUGUUCGUCAACCAAUUAAUGAAAUUAAAUGUAACAAACAUGAAAUAUAAAAGACAGCCUUCUCAUGAAAUACCUUAAAUCAGCUUAAAAGUGAUGACUGCAUUAUACUGAAACAGUCACUUGGUAUUUCUAAAGAUUAAUCAAGCAUUCACAUUAAAAGUGAUGAAUGCAUUUUAUUGAAACAGUCGCCUGGUAUUUAAACAAACAAAAAAAAACAAUACAUUGUUAUUUUUU
Molecule: messenger RNA, 4747 nt
Organism: Polyodon spathula (Mississippi paddlefish)
Lineage: Eukaryota; Metazoa; Chordata; Actinopteri; Acipenseriformes; Polyodontidae
Gene: klhl27
Product: intracisternal A particle-promoted polypeptide
Exons: 10
Coding region: 1166-2941 (591 amino acids)
Molecular function (GO): actin binding
Source: RefSeq, a predicted model, not a curated record